AUGGGGCGGGUGCUUCCUUGGUUUCCGAAGUUACGCCAGCCCCAGACAGCUGCCCGCCUUCUUUUGGCAUGUGUGAGCACUCGUCCGCAGUACCUGUCGAGGACCGUCCCUCCCUCGCCCGCAGUGAUCUCUAGUCUUACACGGUGGGACGAACGUCUGGGAGAGACUUUUCAGCAGCUUUUAGCGCCAGGGACCUGGGCUUGCCGCGAGGACGUCCGGGAGGCCGCCCUAGACCAGAUCUUCCUCCCGAUCCGUCUCGAAAGCUUCGGCAUUCGUCGCAUGGCGCGCAUUGCUCCGAGCUUUGCUUCAGGUGAGCCAGAGCAGAUCGACCGAGCUCUGCAGACGGCGCUAGAGGGCCUCCCACCAGACGUUCUCUCCCUCCUUCCCUCCUGGCCCUCUUGCGCUUCCGCCUCCCCCGAUUCCCUUUUUGCAGGAGCGAGCCGCCUUCUGGAGGCGCAUGCUCUGGAGGCCUUCGAGGCGGCUCGAGCGAGACUGCAGGGAGAGCUGGUGGUGGGAGAGGGGACACGGGCUGGGGGACCGCUGGAGCUGAGGGACAAGGCGGGACAGCCGGGUGGCGAGGGGCAGUGGGGACAGCAUCAGCUGCGGGGUCGGGUGGCGAGAGGAGCAGGUGGGCGGAGGGGAUGGCAGGGGGAGCAGACGGGCCAGGACGGAGAGGGGGGGCAGCAGAGGCAGCAGCAGGAGAGCCAGCGAAGGCCGUGGGCCCAGGGCACCGCGCCUCCUGGUUUGGGCUGGGGGGUGGGGCAGGGGCGGGAGCAGCAGAGAGCGGACGGGGGUACAGGGGGGGCAGAAGGAUCGGGAGGAGAGGACCAGGGAGUGAGACAGGCAGCAAGGGAUCGAGCAAGGGGGUUGGGAGGAUUGGGGGAGGGUAGAGAGGAGGAGGGGAGAGGACGGGUGGGUGGAGGAGAGGACAGGGGGAGAGAGACGACCGGAGAGGAGGCACCAAGGGACCAAACAUGGCAGCAGCCAGCCCAGCGGCAGGGACCAGUCGGAUGCACAGGCCAUGUAGGCACCUCCUCCUACAUCCCAGACCUCACCUGCCGCGAUGUUAAGUAG
Closterium sp. Naga37s-1 is the source of this 1074-nucleotide messenger RNA. NCBI's taxonomy places the organism in Eukaryota, Viridiplantae, Streptophyta, Zygnematophyceae, Desmidiales, Closteriaceae. The record is from the annotation of a GenBank genome assembly.